Molecule: messenger RNA, 458 nt
Organism: Juglans regia (Persian walnut)
Lineage: Eukaryota; Viridiplantae; Streptophyta; Magnoliopsida; Fagales; Juglandaceae
Exons: 2
Coding region: 14-328 (104 amino acids)
Source: RefSeq, a predicted model, not a curated record
GAGAGAGAGAGAGAUGGGAGGGUGGCCAUUUGCUAGAGGAACGCAGACCAUGAACUCCAUGUUUUUCAAGCCAAUGGUGCGGAAAACGUACCAUAAGAGGAGCUCUGCUUCUCCAGAUAUGAUACGUGAGACUACUGUGAAAUUAGAAGCUGAGGAAGUGAAGAACAAGAGCUCUGUCGGAGAAAGUGAUGGUAGUUAUGUGUGGGUUCCCCACGAAAGAACAGGAAUUUAUUAUCCCAAAGGACAAGAGAAAGUGAUGGAAGAUGUUCCUCCGGUGGCCACAAAGGACUUCGGGGUUAAUUGGUUCUCAUAUAACGAGGAUCUAUAGUUGUUUGAAUUAUGUUUGAUUGGUUCUCAGACGAAGAGGCCAGAUAGCAGAGUUAUUUUUCAAACACCUUUGUAUCUGUAACGUCUAAUUCAGCAAAGUAAAUGGCUAAAAAUCAAUGAUAAUGUUGAAG